This is a messenger RNA of Balaenoptera acutorostrata (minke whale), 1207 nucleotides long. RefSeq names its product zinc finger protein 32 (gene ZNF32). The coding region runs from base 156 to 1019 and encodes 287 amino acids. The record is from RefSeq and is a predicted model, not a curated record. Gene Ontology annotation, biological process: regulation of transcription by RNA polymerase II. The transcript has 3 exons. Gene Ontology annotation, molecular function: RNA polymerase II cis-regulatory region sequence-specific DNA binding; DNA-binding transcription factor activity. Lineage: Eukaryota; Metazoa; Chordata; Mammalia; Artiodactyla; Balaenopteridae.
GGGAGUUGUAGUCCGGGCCGCUCGCGCCGGCGCUGCUGAGGGGUCAUUGUCGGCUUUUGUCUGUCUGCGGGCGCGCGCCGCUGCGGUACUCAAGAACAGCCCAUGGAAGAAUCAUAUGGAGAGGUGGUGAUUAAGGUCAUACAGCAGGAGUGGACAUGUUUGGAUUUCCAACAGCUACUCUGCUGGACUGUCAUGGAAGAUAUGCCCAGAAUGUAGCAUUUUUCACAUAUUGGUGCCUCUUACAUGACUUCCCUCUCAUUUUACCAGAUGUGAUGACAGAAGCCCACCACAAAUAUGAUCACUCUGAGGCCACAGGAUCCUCAAGCUGGGAUUUCCAGAAUUCUUUCAGAAGAGAGAAGCUGGAACAAAAAUCCCCAGAUUCUAAGACACUACAGGAAGAUUCACCUGGAGUGAGACAGAGGGUCUAUGAGUGCCAGGAAUGUGGAAAAUCCUUCAGGCAAAAGGGUAGUCUAACGUUACAUGAGAGAAUCCACACUGGUCAGAAGCCCUUUGAGUGUACUCACUGUGGAAAAAGCUUUAGGGCUAAAGGCAAUCUUGUUACACAUCAACGAAUACACACAGGAGAGAAGCCCUAUCAGUGCAAGGAGUGUGGGAAAAGCUUUAGUCAACGAGGUAGUCUGGCCGUUCACGAAAGACUCCACACUGGACAGAAACCCUAUGAGUGUGCUAUCUGUCAGAGAAGCUUCAGGAAUCAAAGUAACCUCGCUGUUCACAGAAGAGUUCAUAGUGGUGAGAAGCCCUAUAGAUGUGAUCAGUGUGGAAAAGCCUUCAGUCAGAAAGGAAGCUUAAUUGUUCAUAUCAGAGUCCACACAGGCCUGAAACCCUAUGCCUGCACACAAUGCAGGAAGAGUUUCCACACCAGAGGGAAUUGUAUUCUGCAUGGCAAAAUCCACACAGGAGAGACACCCUAUCUGUGUGGCCAGUGUGGGAAAAGCUUCACUCAGAGAGGGAGUCUGGCUGUGCACCAGCGAAGCUGCUCACAAAGGCUCACCCUAUAACCACUCUCAUCAAAGGAAAUUCCCUUUAUGAAUUAACAGCAUAAAAUCCCCUGAGAUUAAACAACCUAUUCAAUUUUACGGAAUGAAUGGAGACUCCUUCAGAAAGACCAUCAUUGGGUAGAGCAAACUGACUUUUCUCCCUUCCCCCAAAUGAAUAUGAAAAAUAAAUGUCUUGUUUAUUAUCGUUA